UGUCUCUUAGGGAAGUCCUGGGAGAGCUGAAGUAGCUGGUACACGCCCUUUCAGUCCACACACACACACAUACAGACCGGUCUGUCUGUCUCUCUCGCUGCGUCUCGUCAACACACUCCCGAAGCCUCUCUGCAGCCUGGAGCAACAUGUCCUGCGUGCGGAGACAAACUAAACUUAGCAAAUCUGAUGAAUUUCUUCACCAUGCUUCCAACCAGAAGGUGAUACAAACAAAUGCAAAACUUCUAGGAAUGGAGGGCGAUCCAGACCUGCAGUUCCUCCUGCAAGGCGGAGACCUCCUCAAGGUCCUGUCCCCGUCCUGGAAGAAGACCCGUCAUCUAAAGCUCCAGGAGGACUGCAAGACCAUAUGGCGUGAAUCUAAGAAAACCUUCAAGUCGAGCCAGACCUUUCCAGUCGACAGCAUCUCCGCAGUUAGACUUGGCCGCCAGUCGGAGGGUUUGAAGAAGAACACAGGAGAGCAUGUGGAGGGCCGCUGCUUCACCAUCGUGUUUAAGGGCCGCCGAAAGAACCUGGACCUCAUAGCUAGCUCGGAGGAAGAGGCCGGGUGCUGGGUGAGGGGCCUGGAAAAACUGAUCUCCAGCCUAGUCAACCUCUCCGCCAAUCAGGCUAAAGAUCAUUGGAUCUUCAGCUGCCUGAGCAAAGCAGACAAGAACAAAGAUAGUAAACUGAGUCAGCAAGAGAUGAAGAACUUCCUCCAGCUGCUCAACAUUGGGCUGGAUGAUGACUACGCAGAGAUGCUCUUCAAGAAAUGUGACAAAUCCAGAUCUGGAUACCUUGCCGGAGCGGAGAUUGAGCAUUUUUACAAUCUGCUGACCCAGCGGGAGGAGAUCGACGUCAUCUACGGGGAGUACGCCAAAACCACGGGCUUCAUGAAUGCCGGGAAUCUGGUGGAAUUCCUGAUGAAGGAGCAGAGGGAGAAGGUGACCCUAGCCGACGCCCAGAAGAUCAUUGAGAAGUACGAGCCAGAUGAACAGGCCAAAGGGAAAGGUCUGCUGUCCAAAGAUGGCUUCCUCAUGUACCUCCUCGAUCCAGAGGCCAUGGUCUUCAAUCCGGACCAUAAGGAGGUGUACCAGGAUAUGAAGCAGCCCCUCAACCAUUAUUUCAUCUCCUCCUCACACAACACGUACCUCAUGGAGGAUCAGCUGAAAGGACCCAGCAGCACCGAGGCCUACGUCAGAGCUCUGCUGAAGGGCUGCCGCUGUGUGGAGCUGGAUUGCUGGGAUGGAUCAGACAACGAGCCGGUGAUCUACCACGGUUACACUCUAACCUCAAAGAUCCUCUUCAAAGAUGUGAUCAAAACCAUCAAGGAGUAUGCUUUCAAGAAAUCUGACUACCCAGUAAUUCUCUCCUUGGAGAACCACUGCAGCGUGGAGCAGCAGUCCGUCAUGGCCCAACACAUGAGCUCCAUCCUGGGGAGCGCGCUCGUCACCACUCCCCUGGGCGACGGCAUGCCCGCAAACUUCCCAUCGCCUGAGGAGCUGAAAGGGAGAUUCCUGAUUAAAGGAAAGAGAUUAAACAAACUGGAGGCCAGCUUCGCUGAUGUCACCGAGGAGGCCGACAACUCCGAUGUGACCGAAGAAGAAGAGUCGAGUAACGAGGCAGACGACGAACCAGAGAAGAAGAGCAACAAAAACCUGAAACUAGCCAAAGAGCUGUCCGACAUGGUCAUCUACUGCAAGAGUGUUCACUUCAACGGCUUCGAAGACGCCAGGAAAAACCAGAGCUUUUACGAGAUGUCAUCAUUUAAAGAGGGGAAAGCCGUGAAACUGGCAGAGGAGUCAGCCAAUGCCUACAUCCGGCACAACGUGGAAAAACUGAGCCGCAUUUAUCCCGCAGGCUCAAGGACCGACUCUUCAAACUACAACCCAGUACCACUGUGGAACGCAGGCUGCCAAAUUGUCGCCCUGAACUUCCAGACGGGCUGCACAGAGUUGGACAUAAACCAGGGCAGAUUCCUGAUCAACGGCAAAGGCGGCUAUGUUCUCAAACCGGCCUACAUGAGGGACAGUUCCACCGAGUUCGACCCCAUCACUCUGACCCGAGGAGACUGGCUGCAGCACAAGACGUUGCAUAUCAUGGUCAUAUCAGGCCAGCAGCUCCCUAAAGUGAACAUGAAGAAAUCCUCCAUCGUGGACCCGCUGGUUAAAGUGCAGAUCUAUGGGGUGCCGGAUGAUGUUGCAGAGAAAGAGACCAGUGCUAUUCCGAACAAUGGCUUCAACCCCAGUUGGAACGAGAACUUCAAGUUUGACGUGCACGUGCCAGAGCUGGCGCUGCUUCGCUUUCUCAUAGAGGACCACGACUCAGCGUCUGACAACGAGUUCGUGGGACAGUACACACUUCCGUUCAACAGCCUCAAAAUGGGGUACAGACACGUGCCUCUGCUCAACAGGAAUGGAGACAAGCUCCCCUCAGCCGGACUCUUUGUGCACGUCAUGGUCCUGGAUGCUGAAUGAAACACCAGACUGCGUAUCCCCCCCACUCCACCAAACCUCCGCCUGCUCCAUCGCAACAAACCUGGACCUUGUUCACACAAUAAUCAUGUUUUUAGAUUUUUUUUAGUUUCUUUUAGAGGAAAGCUAACUUAUAGAAGUUACUGUAGUAGUUUAAAAUUAGACUGCAAAAGUAAUACGAGGAUUAUGGAUUCAUUGUCAGCCAUGUUGCAGACACAAUGGGUUUAACUGACUCAUGUCCUCAAUUUUAAUCAGAAUAUAUUUUUAAAUUAUUUUAUGUAGUUUAGAGAAGAACAGCAUGCUUUGUUUUCACCAAUAGAUUCAGCCAUUAAUGAUAGUUUUCAUGUACAAGAAUCUGACUAUUUUUUUCUUUUUUAUCAUCAGUAAACACUUUAAAAGUGAAACUUAUGUUUUUUUAUUUGUUUUGUAUCAGACCUACCAGCAGAUCAGUCUGGAUGUGCCUCAGGAGACUCGCACAAGGAGAGCGCCUUCUGUCUUUCCACAGAAUAAGAUCGUUGCCACGUGAACUUUGGGUUGACACACCCUUUGUACACAGAGUGUCAAUAAAAGACAGUCAAGGAAGUGCUACAGUAAUGUGAAGAAGUCAAAGCUCAAUGACCUCAACAGGACAUUAAUUUUUUUUAAAAAGGGAGUAAUUAUUCCUGUUAAAUUUUAAAAAGGUUUACUUUAUUUUUUGAAGUUCCAUGAAGUUAUUUCACCAGAAAUUCCUGCAGACACCCAUCAACCUUUUGCAGCAGCUGGUAAAGACAUAACAGUCUUAAAUGAAAUUAAUCUUUUAUUGAAGUGGCUUUUGAAAGAUUUUUAAAAAGUCCAACAUUUCAAGUUUAUUCCAGAUCCAACACACCAUUUGAGUUAAGCGGAUGCUUAGGACAGCCAUACCACCAGGGGGCCCCCCAAGAGCCCAGAGCUAGAAUGAUAAAAUUUGUAAAAUCCAAAUGAGACCUAGCUUCCCACUUUUUGAAUAGCAUACAUUUCACAGUAGCAAAUGAAAGGAAAAUAACAAUAAUAGAAAGUAAAUGCUAUUAAAAAAUAAAUUUCUGUUGGUUUAUAGUUGGUACGUAAAUGGAUUAAUCUCUUCCUGCUGUUGGCCCCUGACACAGUUGGAGAAAAUAUAUCAAACUUAACUUGUUCAUAGCAAAUAUGUUAAUCAGCUAAUGUUUCUUUUCAAUAAAAAAAAAUACAGCACAUUCAAAAAAACCUGCAUCUUAAAUUUCAUUUUUUUUAAAGUUUGCUACUCCUGUAAGGUUACUAACAGCCAUAAUCACACCGUUAUGAUGUAAGCUAAUUACAAAAGAUGCUUAUGACAGCAAUGUUACACAGAGUAACUUAGAAAUAAUGAAGCAUCUGGUGUGACUGGUUGGUGUGACCAAAACGGUGAUGAAUUUAUUCAGUCAGCAGUACAGUUAACAUAGUGUAAUAAAAGAAGUGGCAAAUACUUUUUCAGAGCUUUGUACGAUUUAAAAAAAAAAAAACCUCAGGCAUGAGAAAUGUAUAGUUCCAAUGAAGACUUUAUUAAGGAAAGAAAAAAAAAAACAAAACCAAAUGCUCAGAAUGACCAACACUGAAAACUCAAGUCAACAAAAUCCAGCAUGUAAAAAAAAAGAAAAAAAAAAAGUGAAGAACCUGAUCCAAAUAAAAACCACUGUGGCUUAAACUCAAG
Molecule: messenger RNA, 4149 nt
Organism: Gambusia affinis (western mosquitofish)
Lineage: Eukaryota; Metazoa; Chordata; Actinopteri; Cyprinodontiformes; Poeciliidae
Product: 1-phosphatidylinositol 4,5-bisphosphate phosphodiesterase delta-1-like
Exons: 15
Coding region: 147-2471 (774 amino acids)
Biological process (GO): lipid metabolic process; phosphatidylinositol-mediated signaling
Molecular function (GO): calcium ion binding; phosphatidylinositol-4,5-bisphosphate phospholipase C activity
Source: RefSeq, a predicted model, not a curated record